Messenger RNA from Tarenaya hassleriana, 1263 nucleotides. Its product is annotated as cytochrome c oxidase assembly protein COX11, mitochondrial. The record is from RefSeq and is a predicted model, not a curated record. The transcript is spliced from 8 exons. Gene Ontology annotation, molecular function: copper ion binding. Lineage: Eukaryota; Viridiplantae; Streptophyta; Magnoliopsida; Brassicales; Cleomaceae. Bases 190 to 1095 code for a protein of 301 amino acids. Gene Ontology annotation, cellular component: mitochondrial inner membrane.
CCAAAACUCGGUCGACUGAGUCCAGAUUAGGUUUCUCUCUCCCCCAGCUCCUUCUUCCUCGCCGCCGGUAGUGUUUCUCUCACUCUCGGCGUCUCGAACUCUCCGCCGCCGCCGCCGAUCUAGGAUGGUCCUUCCCUUCCGAUAGUUUUCUGUGUGGUGUAUUAGUUCAGUGAGUAGUUCUCUCCGGCCAUGUCGUGGUCAAGGCCUUUGAGGCGGACCCUGCUGUUCUCCCAUCUAGAGAACCUCCAUCAUACAUCACAUCCAUCAAGGAGCGUGCAUCGCGCUCUAUGUACCAGUUAUUGCACUCAUGGAGCUGGUCGAGGGGAUGAGCAUAAUUUCCGCAGAACGAUAUCGGGUUUGGCCACUAGGCAUGGAAUGCGCACAGGAUUUUGGAGAAGCUCUUCUUUGUUGUGGCCCCCCAAUACUGACACUGUGGGUAGAUCUUUUUUACUUGGCAUGCAGCGCCACUAUGCUACUCAAUCCCCAACAGAAACAAAAUCACGCAAAAUGCUCUAUUACCUCACUGCUCUGGUCUUUGGUAUGGUGGGCCUGACUUAUGCUGCUGUACCGUUGUAUAGAACAUUCUGCCAAGCUACGGGAUAUGGGGGCACUGUUCAACGGAAAGAGAGUGUUGAGGAGAAGAUUGCUAGGCAUGCAGACGCUGGUACUGUCACUCAAAGGGAGAUAGUGGUGCAGUUCAAUGCUGAUGUUGCAGAUGGAAUGCCAUGGAAAUUUGUACCAACUCAAAGAGAGGUGAGGGUGAAGCCGGGAGAAAGUGCACUAGCCUUUUACACAGCUGAAAACAGAAGUUCAGCUCCCAUAACUGGAGUUUCCACAUACAACGUCACUCCGAUGAAGGCAGGAGUUUAUUUCAACAAGAUACAAUGCUUUUGCUUCGAGGAGCAGCGUCUUCUUCCUGGAGAACAGAUAGACAUGCCUGUCUUCUUUUACAUCGACCCAGAGUUUGAGACAGAUCCCCGUAUGGAUGGAAUCAACAACUUGAUAUUGUCGUAUACUUUCUUCAAAGUGUCCGAGGAGAGUUCAGAUACGGCGAAGAACAGUCCGGUUGCGGUCCAAGGAACCAAUGAAAAUUAGACCUUCUUGAAGACAAAACUGUAUUCUUUGUCUCGUCACAUGCCAGAAUAACUGUUUAGUACUAUUAUCAAUUUAUUAUACAAAAAGGCGUCGCCCUAUGACUUCAUUCGUAUGAGCCUUGGGCCUAAUACUUUACCCUAAUAAUCUUUGAGGUUCCAAGCACUGAAA